AUGGAAUCUGAAGAUAAAUUCUCAGCAGUCAUUAUCAAAGACGGCAAACCAACUGUACAAGAGGUGGAUGGAAGACCCCUCAAGGAGGGAGAAGUUAAGAUCAGAGUAGAAGCUUCUCCUAUUAAUCCCAGUGAUAGGGGGUUCCUCUCAGGUUCCUAUGGAAUCAAAGAGCUCCUCCCAACUGGAGAAUUAGGAGCUGGCUUUGAAGGAGCAGGAGUCGUUGUUGAGGCUCACGAAUCCGUCGGAACAGAUCUUGUUGGCAAGACAGUUGCUUUCUCUGACAACUGCCAUUCUCCUACUUUUCAAGGCGUGUGGAGGAAGUAUAUCUAUCUUCCAGCUGCAAUUUUGAUUCCAUUCCCAGAGGGAACAGAGCCAUCAAAAGUUUUUGCUGUUUUUGUGAAUCCACUCACCGUCUUGUUGAUGAUUAACCAAGCCAAGAAAUUUGGCCAUAAAGCUCUUGUUCAUGGAGCAGCUUGCUCUACCUUGGGUAAGAUGUUGGCCAAGUAUGCCAAGAAGGUUGAUUUCCCAGUCAUCCAUCUAGUCAGAAGACAAGAGCAAGUUGACAUUUUGAAAGAACUUGGAGCUGAGCAUAUCUUGGAUUCUUCAACUGAGACUUUUGACUCUGAUCUCCAAAAUUUAUCAAAAGAAAUUGGAGCGACUGCCUACUUUGAUCCUAUUGCUGGGGACUUUUGCACACAAGUCUUGACCAAGCUUCCAGCUGGAUCAACUGCUUAUGUUUACGGUGGCUUGUCAGGAAAGCCAGUCACUUUGAGCCCGAUAGAUAUCAUCUUUUACCAGAAAUCUAUUUCCUUCUUGUACCUCUCAGUUUGGUACAAGCAGUCAACUAAAGAGGAGCAAAAAGAAGCUAUAGGAGAAGUCGUAGGAGACCUUAUUGGAGGCGGAGAGAUCUUCGGAUCCCAGCUCUAUAAAACCUACUCUCUCUCAGACCUUGAGACUGCUUUGAGUGACUCUGUAGAACAUGCUACUAAAGGAAAGGUGUGUCUCAACCCUCAGUUAUAAAAUGACGUAUGUGUAUUCACCUAAUUUUAGUUGUCGCAACAAC
This is a messenger RNA of Moneuplotes crassus, 1063 nucleotides long. NCBI's taxonomy places the organism in Eukaryota, Ciliophora, Spirotrichea, Euplotida, Euplotidae. The record is from the annotation of a GenBank genome assembly.